Aedes albopictus (Asian tiger mosquito) is the source of this 5094-nucleotide messenger RNA. RefSeq lists its product as uncharacterized. Gene Ontology annotation, biological process: DNA integration. The transcript is spliced from 2 exons. Gene Ontology annotation, molecular function: nucleic acid binding. The record is from RefSeq and is a predicted model, not a curated record. Lineage: Eukaryota; Metazoa; Arthropoda; Insecta; Diptera; Culicidae. The coding region runs from base 1 to 5094 and encodes 1697 amino acids.
AUGGCCGCCGAGAAGAAAAUUCUCUUGUCCUCCUAUUCUCGCAUGAUGGACAGCAUUAAGUCCCGUGCGGAAAAAUUGCUCAUUUAUGUGCGUUCUUUUGAUUCCGAGAAGCAAGAUAAGUCUCUUCUCGAAGACAAGCUACAGUCAGUAAAUGAAAUGCGUUCCUAUUUCCAUGAGACAGAAGUGAAGUUGUACGGGUUGCUCAAGGAAGAUGAAGUCGAAGAUUGGCAAAUGACUAGUGAGGGGAUAGAAGACACGCUCGACGAAAUCCGCCAUCUUAUCCGUAGCAUACUCCGUGAUAUAGAUCCCCCGAAGCCAGUGUCUGCCCAAGUUUCUAGUGCAACUAGCCAAGGUUCCCAUCCCAAAUUGCCAGACAUUCCCCUUCCCCGGUUCAAUGGUCAACUCGAAGAUUGGAUAAGUUUCAAGAACCAGUUCAAUGCCCUUGUGAAGCGUCGUGAAGGUCUUUCGGAAACCUUGCGAAAUUUGCUAAAUGACGUCACGCGUAACAUUCGAGCCUUAGCCAACCUCGAAUUAAAACUCGAACUUCUUUCGGAGCAGUUUCUGAUCCACUUGGUCUGCACUCGCCUUGAUGCUCGCACUCGGAAGGAUUUUGAGCUGCAAUUGACCGACAACGCCCUGCCAUCCUGGGAUAAGUUGUUGGACUUCCUACAAUCUCGCUGCCGCUGUCUGGAGAACAUCGAACAAGAUGGAAAAGAUACUUCGUCAAAUCAGUCCUCGCGUCUACGACCAGAACGCUCUGGGUCUCAUGUGGUGAGAACCUUUCCCGAAAAUGCAUACACCCAAAAACCCAGCUUCGGUAACGUCACCUGUUUCGUUUGCAAAGGUACACACUUUUUGAAUCGGUGCGACCAAUUUCUGAACCUAGCUCCAAACGAUCGCUUUGCCAAGAUCAAGAGCCUAGGUAUUUGCUUGAACUGCUUCAGCAAUAAGCACUACGUACACGAAUGCAAGGGUAGCUCGUGUCGUAAAUGUGGUCGUCGACACCACACGUUGUUGCAUGAAUCCGAUUCGAACUCGUCGUCUUCUGUAAGAGAUGUUCGCCAACCACCAGAUUCGCACCCCAUACAACGAUCUUCAACUGCUCCUACCCCCUCGUCGAUCAACUCGGCGAUCAGUCCUGUCUCUCCGUCGACUACACGAUCACACCAAUACGUACUCUACACAGCUGUCGGACUUGUAGAAGAUGCUCAUGGGAACUCAAUUGAGUGUCGAAUUUUACUCGAUUGUGGUUCGAUGCAUAAUUUGAUCGCAGCACGACUUGUCAAUGUAUUGAAGCUACCGAAAACGAAUGCGAAUGUCAACAUUCUUGGUGUCACUGGCUCACCUCAAUUGAUCAAAGACAAGGUCAGAGCAACGAUUCGCUCCACCUUGACCAAGGCCUCGUUCAAUUUGGAAUUUUUGGUCAUGAAAAGGGUCACAACCGACCUGCCAAUGAAGUCGUUCCAAAUAGAUUCCGAUCAGAUUCCAGCAGAUGUAGCACUGGCAGACCCUUCGUUCAAUCGAUCGCGGCGAAUCGAUAUGCUGCUAGGAAUCCAAGUGUUCAAUGAGCUAUUCACAGGUCAAUCGUUUUCGUUGACAGAUGAUCACACGUUCUGGUGUAAAGAGACCAUUUUUGGAUGGGUAGUUGGUGGUGCAGUUAGCGAGCAGGGAGCAGAGCAAUCUUCCUCGAACAUGUGCGGAAUCGUGACGAACGAAGCGUUGAGCGAACAGAUGAGCAGGUUCUGGGAAACGGAAGCCAUUCCCGAGCCUCGAAAGUUGACCGAAGAUGAACUAGCUGCUGAACGAAGUUUCCAAGAGACAUGUCGGAGACUACCAGAUGGGCGAUACGAAGUUGGACUGCCACUCAAGAACAGCAUCGAUCAAUUGGGCGAGAGCGAGACGAUGGCACUGCGCAGAUUUGUACAAGUUGAGCGACGAUUGAUACACAACCCGAACAUCUACGAGCAGUACCGAGCAUUCAUGGCAGUCUAUCACGAUCAAGGGCAUAUGGUCAAGACAAACCAGAUGGUCGAGGGAGCGUACUUCAUGCCCCAUCAUGCGGUGUUCAAUCCAGCGAGCACCACUACUAAGACAAUAGUCGUUUUUGAUGCGUCGGCGACGACAACGACGGGAACGUCACUGAACGAUCACCUUUUCGUCGGUCCCGUGGUCCAGCGAAAGCUAACAGAUACAGUCCUGCGAUUCCGAAUCCCGAAAAUUGCGUUCACUGCGGACAUCACCCAAAUGUUCCGGCAGAUCGUCAUAAGGCCGCAAGAUCGCAAAUGGCAACAGAUUUUUUGGCGUUCGCAACAGGAUGUUCCUUUGGAGGUGUACCAGUUGGCUACAGUCACUUACGGCACGGCAUGUGCACCUUUCCUUGCGACACGUGUACUAAAGCAGCUGUGCGAAGACGAGAGCGAGCGUUUCCCCUUGGCAUCGAAGGCGGGAACCGAAGACUAUUACAUGGACGACCUUUUGAGUGGGGCGAAUACAGUGGAAGAAGCGAUGGCGAUGCAAUCCGAGUUCGUCGAAAUGAUGUCAUCCGGAGGCUUUGUGCUACACAAGUGGGCCUCCAAUCACCCUGCAUUGUUGCAAUCCGUUCCGAAUUCCGACGCCGAGCAAAUCGCAUUUUUCGAGGACGAAAAGACCACACGAACAUUAGGGUUAACCUGGCAGCCCCGCAACGAUGUGUUCUUCACCAAAGUACACGAGAUUCAGUUCCAUACCGACCAACCAACGAAGCGAACUGUGUAUUCGGACAUUGCGAAACUGUACGACCCACUAGGCCUGCUGGGUCCGCUGAUCUUUGCUGCGAAAGUGAAGCUGCAGAAACUGUGGCACCUCGAAGUGGACUGGGACGAAGCUUUGAGCACCGAAGAGACCGAAUCUUGGGAAUGUUUCCGCAACCAAAUCGUUCAAAUGGGCGAAAUCUCGAUUCCACGCUGUGUACUCCCCUACAAUUCACCAAACAGCAUAGAAUUGCACGGCUUUUGCGAUGCAUCCGACCUGGGCUACGGUGCAUGCGCCUACAUUCGAUCGGUCGAUUCGAAUAACGAUUGUUCGGUACUAUUGCUAACUUCUAAGUCUCGAAUCGCACCCCUCAAAAACGCAAAACUGACUACCGCACGUCUCGAACUUUGCGGUGCGCUUGUACUUGCACGAUUGAUUUCAAACAUAACGCAAAACUUGAGCAUUACCUUUUCCAGAAUCACUCUCUGGUCCGACUCCACGACCGCUUUAGCUUGGAUUAGGACCGACCCAAGCAGACUGAAAACCUUCGUCUGCAAUCGCGUCAUAGACAUCCAAAACCUGACGCACGACAUGGAAUGGAGGUACGUCAAUACCCUCGACAACCCUGCUGAUGUCCUAUCCCGAGGUCUAUUACCGAGCGAAAUCAAAGACUGCGAACAAUGGUGGACUGGACCACCGUUCCUGCGAGAAACCGACACCUUUUGGCCGAACCAACCACAAAACACACCCGCAGAGCAGCUCCCGGAAACGAAAAACACCACAAUUUGCCUCACAGUCACAGACCCUCCUGUACAGUUCCGGUUUUUCGAGAUCGAAAGUGAGUUCCGGAAAAUGCAACGAAAAAUGGCCUGGGUGCUACGAUUCAUCGACCACGUUCGUAAGGGACACCAGAAGGAUCAUCGAUACGGAGAGCUGACCGUUCCAGAACUUCAUCAAGCAACAGUGGCCCUGGCCAGCAUUGCGCAGAGAGAAGCCUUCCCAGACGACAUCCAACGCCUACGCUCUGGAAAGGUAAUUCACCAUAAAAGCAAAUUUAUCACCUAUUCUGUGUUCGUAGAGAAGUCCCGGUUCAGCGUUUUGCGAGGUGGUGGAAGAAUCCGCCAUGCUGCCAUUCCCGCAGCGCAGAAGCAUCCCAUGGUCCUACCGUCUGGUCACCCGUUCACACUGGCCUUGAUCAGAGCGUACCACGUCGAAAUGCUCCACGCUCCUCAGCAAAUGCUGCUAACAACACUGCGACGACGAUUUUGGGUUCUUCAUGGGCGAAGCACUGUCCGACAAGUCAUCCGAAAGUGCAUCACGUGCUUCAGAGCGAAACCGAUCUCCAUGCAGCAACAAAUGGGAGACCUACCGAAAUCUCGUUUGGAGGGAGUGUACCCCUUCUUCAACACUGGAGUCGACUUUUGCGGGCCAAUCUACAUCCGACAACAUAACAAGCGAUCAACCGUCACCUACAAGGCAUAUGUAGCGGUGUUUGUAUGCUUCGCUACUCGAGCUAUACACCUGGAGCUGGUAGGAGAUUUGACCGCAGACGCCUUCAUUGCGGCCCUACACCGUUUCGUCUCCCGAAGAGGUAAAUGCGCUAAACUGUUUUCCGAUAAUGGCCUUAAUUUCGUCGGUAGCAAGAACAAGCUGAGGGAAAUGUACGACAUGUUCCGGUCACAGCAACUAAAAUCCAAGCUGGACGACUUUUGUGCCAAAUCAGCAAUCGAAUGGCACCUGAUCCCACCUUCCGCCCCACACUUUGGAAGUUUGUGGGAGGCCGGCGUACGCUCUGCCAAAUACCACUUGAAGCGCAUCACUGGAACCGCCAACAUGAACUUCGAGGAAUACACCACCGUCCUCGCCCGCAUAGAAGCCCUGCUGAAUUCUCGGCCAAUUACCGCACUAUCUGAAGAUCCCAGUGACAUCAGCCCGCUAACUCCCGGUCACUUCCUGGUGGGACGUCCGUUGACCGACAUUGCUGAACCCGACCUAACGGACCGCAAAGAGACUACGCUUUCCCGAUGGCAACGACAGUCCCAAAUGGUGCAACAUUUCUGGGCUCGAUGGUCGAAUGAUUACAUUACGACACUGCAGAACCGCAACAAAUGGCACAAACCGUUCCCUGUGAAGCCUGGACAGUUGGUGAUCAUCCGAGAAGACAACCAGCCACCGAUGAACUGGAAACUGGGGAGGAUCGAACAAGUGUUCCCUGGACUGGACGGACUGGUACGAGUGGCCGAUGUACGAUCUGGCGGCAAACUUGUCCGAAGACCUAUUGCGAAGCUGUGUCUACUGCCGGUGGACGACAACGUUGUGCAGCCUGACGACGACUUCCACGAAGACGAGAACGACAGCGAAUGA